Molecule: messenger RNA, 4292 nt
Organism: Octodon degus (degu)
Lineage: Eukaryota; Metazoa; Chordata; Mammalia; Rodentia; Octodontidae
Gene: Phf20l1
Product: PHD finger protein 20 like 1
Exons: 21
Coding region: 284-3337 (1017 amino acids)
Biological process (GO): regulation of transcription by RNA polymerase II
Cellular component (GO): NSL complex; nucleus
Source: RefSeq, a predicted model, not a curated record
GGGUUGGCCGGCGGCGGAGGCGGAGGCGGAGGCGAUGGCUGUGGACCCCGAGCGGGCUUGAGGGCUGCUACCCAGCUCCGUCCCGCGCCUUCUCGCGGCGACCCGGCGCCUCGGUCUCGACUCGCUCAGCGCCUGCUCCCUCCCCGGCCGCUGCCUGGGCGGAGGCGGAGGCCCGGGCUGGCCGCCCUGCUGAGCCCCGGCUCGGCCCCGGACGGCCCGCUGCUGUGCGGAGAGGAGGCCGAGUCGGUAGUGAAAAGAGAAUACUGAAGAAUAGGAUCUCAAGAUGAGUAAAAAGCCCCCAAAUCGUCCUGGAAUCACUUUUGAGAUUGGUGCUCGUUUGGAGGCACUGGACUACUUACAAAAAUGGUAUCCAUCACGAAUUGAAAAAAUCGACUAUGAAGAGGGGAAAAUGUUAGUACAUUUUGAACGCUGGAGUCAUCGUUAUGAUGAAUGGAUUUACUGGGAUAGCAAUAGAUUGCGACCCCUUGAGAGACCUGCGCUAAGAAAAGAAGGGCUAAAAGAAGAGGAAGAUUUCUUUGAUUUUAAAGCUGGAGAAGAAGUUCUGGCUCGUUGGACAGACUGUCGCUAUUAUCCUGCCAAGAUUGAAGCAAUUAACAAAGAAGGGACAUUCACAGUUCAGUUUUAUGAUGGAGUAAUCCGUUGUUUAAAAAGAAUGCACAUUAAAGCCAUGCCUGAGGAUGCUAAGGGGCAGGUGAAAUCCCAGCAUCCACUAAGCUGGUGUUGUCCUAUCGACCCAGCUGGAUCGUGUAACCAGUCUAUGGGAAGUGAGGAUUGGAUAGCUUUAGUCAAAGCAGCUGCUGCAGCUGCAGCCAAGAAUAAAACAGGGAGUAAGCCUCGAACCAGUGCUAACAGCAAUAAAGAUAAAGAGAAAGAGGAGAGAAAAUGGUUUAAAGUAACUUCAAAGAAGGAAGAAACCUCAACUCAUAUAGCCACACCAGAAGUUGAAAAGAAGGAAGAUCUUCCAACAUCUAGUGAAACAUUUGGACUUCAUGUAGAGAACAUUCCAAAGAUGGUCUUUCCACAGUCAGAGAGCACAUUAUCAAACAAGAGGAAAAAUAAUCAAGGCAACUCAUUUCAGGCAAAGAGAGCUCGACUUAACAAGAUUACUGGUUUGUUGGCAUCCAAAGCAGUUGGGGUGGAUGGUGCUGAAAACAAAGAAGACUACAAAGAAACAGCUCCAAUGCUGGAGCAGGCGAUUUCACCUAAACCUCAAAGUCAGAAAAAAAAUGAAGCUGACAUUAGCAGUUCUGCCAACACUCAGAAACCUGCACUGUUAUCCUCAACUUUGUCUUCAGGGAAGGCUCGCAGCAAGAAAUGCAAACAUGAAUCUGGAGAUUCUUCUGGGUGUAUAAAACCCCCUAAAUCACCACUUUCCCCAGAAUUAAUACAAAUCGAGGAUUUGACGCUUGUAUCUCAGCUUUCUUCUUCAGUGAUAAAUAAAACUAGUCCUCCACAGCCUGUGAAUCCCCCUAGACCUUGCAAGCAUAGUGAGCGGAGAAGAAGGUCUCAGCGGUUAGCCACCCUACCCAUGCCUGAUGAUUCUGUAGAAAAGGUUUCUUCUCCCGCUCCAGCCACUGAUGGGAAAGUAUUCUCCAUCAGUUCUCAGAAUCAGCAAGAGUCUUCUGUACCAGAGGUGCCUGAUGUUGAGCAUUUGCCACUGGAGAAGCUGGGAUCCUGCCUCCCUCUUGACUUAAGUAGUGGUUCAGAAGUUGUCCCACUACUAGCCCCAGGUUCCACUUACCAUAGUGAAUGUGCCAGGACAGAAAAGGAAGACACGCAGGUGCUUACACAUCCUUCCAAAGCAGCCUCGGAGGGGAGAGGAGUUCCUGCAGCAGCAGGAAUCUCGAAAACAGAAAAAAAAGUGAAAUUGGAAGAAAAAAGCUCAACCACUUUUGGUAGGAGGAAAGAGAAGGAGAAGGAGAAAGAAAGGAAAGAGAAGAGAGAUAAAGAUCACUACAAACCAAAACAGAAGAAGAAGAAGAAAAAGAAAAAGAAAUCCAAGCAACAUGACUAUUCAGACUAUGAAGACAGUUCCUUGGAAUUUUUGGAAAGGUGCUGCUCUCCAUUGACGCGAUCUUCUGGGAGUUCUCUGGCUGCACGGAGCAUGUUUACAGAGAAAACUACAACUUAUCAAUACCCACGGGCUAUUCUGUCUGUUGAUCUUAGUGGAGAAAACUUAUCAGAUAUGGAAUUCUUAGAUGAUUCUUCAACAGAGAGUUUGCUUUUGAGUGGGGAUGAAUACAAUCAAGACUUCGAUUCAACUAAUUUUGAGGAAUCGCAGGAUGAGGAUGAUGCUCUUAAUGAAAUUGUGCGAUGUAUUUGUGAAAUGGAUGAGGAGAACGGCUUCAUGAUUCAGUGUGAAGAGUGCCUGUGCUGGCAGCACAGCGUGUGCAUGGGGCUGCUGGAGGAGAGCAUCCCGGAGCAGUACGUCUGCUACAUCUGCCGAGACCCUCCAGGUCAGAGGUGGAAUGCAAAAUAUCGUUAUGAUAAGGAUUGGUUGAAUAAUGGAAGAAUGUGUGGGCUGUCAUUUUUAAAAGAAAAUUAUUCUCAUCUCAAUGCCAAAAAAAUAGUGUCCACACAUCACCUGCUUGCUGAUGUCUACGGCGUGACAGAAGUGCUACAUGGUUUACAGCUAAAAAUUGGAAUCCUAAAAAAUAAACACCACCCUGACCUUCAUCUCUGGGCUUAUUCUGGGAAGCGAAAAGACCAAGAUCAAGUAAUAGUUGGAGCAGAAAAAAAAAUAAGUCAAGACACAGUUAAUCUAGAAGAAAAAAGACAUAUACAGAACCAUAAAGAACCUCUUCGUUUACCCCUAAAGAUGGAAGGAACUUACAUAACAAGUGAACACAGCUAUCAAAAGCCACCAAAUUUUGGUCAGGAAUGUAGAUCUUUUGCAGACCCUGGGAGCUCAGAUGAUGAUGAUUUGAGCAGUUUUGAGGAAGAACAAGAUUUCCCUAUGAGAGGAAAAAAACGUUUCCAAUACUCAAAAGAACAUGGAAUUCCAGACAAGAAUCCAGCUUAUGGGAAUAAGACAUUUGUUCAUACCGAGAAAAGGGGCACUGAAGAUCCAGGAGACACACAUCUUCAGUGGCAGCUCAAUCUCCUCACCCACAUUGAGAACGUGCAGAACGAAGUUGCCAGCAGGAUGGAUCUGAUAGAAAAAGAAGUUGAUGUUCUGGAAAGCUGGCUUGAUUUCACAGGGGAGUUGGAGCCACCAGAUCCUCUUGCAAGACUGCCCCAACUUAAGAGGCAUAUAAAACAGCUCCUACUUGACAUGGGCAAAGUACAACAAAUAACUACUCUUUGCUCUGUAUGACGACAGUGAACACUUAAGGAAAAGAAUGUGGCUGUCUUCAGUAGAAUCACUUUUAUCUACAUGAUUGCUGAAUAGAUGGUUAAAAAGCUUAGUAAUGUUUGUUAGUUGGUGCGAUGUCACUAGGAUGCCACCUUGGAAAGGAAAUUGAAGAGCAAUUUUAUCAAGGAAGCUAAUACUAAAAUAUGUGAGGAAGCUGCAAAGAUAAUGUUUUCUAUGCCAAGGAUCGAUGAAGUAGAACAUAAUCUAUACUAAAGAAUUCAAAUUGCCAGAAUGUUUGAAUAGUGGCUUCCCUGAAGUUCAAAACCUGUAGAAAGAAAUACGGUGUAUGUAUGUAGUUUUUAGUAGAAGGAUCUACAUUUUUGAACCAGUAUUUGCCCAAAAACAAAAUUGUAAAGGAAAUUUAAAUUCUGGAAAGCUCUACAAGGUUGCUAUAAGAACUGCCUUCUCAGCAGUUGGAUCCAGCUGUGCGGAAGUUUAGGUUAUUUAAACUUUUAUAGGAUCAUGAGCUUUUUCUUGGGUGAUGAAUGUUCUUAAUACUAGAAGUCUCACUUUUGGGGAAAACAAUUGUGGAAUUCUUCAUUUUGAAUAUGUUUAGAAAACAGACACCAAAUAAUUGGAAUUUAUUGCAGGCAUUAAACUCAUUAAAAACAAAUUGGCUUGCAGAAGGGUCCGAUGUGCCAAAUGUUGAUGAUAACUGCUGGAAAGAAGAAGUUAAAUAUUGUGGGAUUUCUUCCACCCCACAUCUGGCAUAAUGCAUCAGUCCAAACAAAACUUGUAUGUUGCAUGUACUAUUUAUAUCAGAUACGUGAUUGAAUGGCAGUAUUCAGGCUUUGGUUUGCCACUUGGUCCUGGAUAUGCUUGGUGUUGCCUUCAGGAAAAAAUUGCAAGUAACCUCAGCUGGGAUGAGGAGUGACAAAAGUAUCAAAAUAAUUUGUGGCUGUGGAUUUUUUUUAAA